Amphimedon queenslandica is the source of this 857-nucleotide messenger RNA. RefSeq names its product zinc finger BED domain-containing protein 4-like. Gene Ontology annotation, molecular function: DNA binding. The annotation marks the transcript as partial. The record is from RefSeq and is a predicted model, not a curated record. NCBI's taxonomy places the organism in Eukaryota, Metazoa, Porifera, Demospongiae, Haplosclerida, Niphatidae. The transcript has a single exon.
AUGGCGACGAGGAAAAGGUCACCUAUUUGGCAGUUCUUUGUGGAGUGUGAAGACACGAGGUUUGCUCGCUGUAAAGACUGUUCUGAAAACGUUUCGCGUGGCGGAAAAACAACGAAGACCUAUAAUACGUCUAAUUUGGUGAUACAUUUAAAGAAACACUCGUUACUUUACUCUGAUUAUCUUGAAAAGAAGAAGCGGUUUGAUGAAGAAUGUGAAAUGACAGCUGCUGGUCCUUCUGGUGCUGGAACAAGUAAGCAAGUAACGCUACAAGAAAGUUAUAACCGUGCUCGACCGUGGGAUAUAAACGAUAAAAGAUCUGUUCGUGUUCAUCAAAAGAUUGGAGAAAUGAUCGCACUUGAUUUCCAGCCGUUUCCUGUUGUGUCUGAUGAAGGAUUUAAAUCUCUUCUUCACACAUUAGAACCCAGGUAUACCUUACCAAGCAGACGGUACUUUACUGAUACAGUUUUGACUCGCAUACACCAAGGUAUAGUGUCGAAACUGAAACAGGAAAUAGCCAGUGCACCCUCAUUUAGUUUCACGACAGAUAUUUGGAGUACUGAAGUAAGUGAUGACUCAAUGAUUAGUCUUACAGCUCACUGGAUAAAUGACUGUUUCGUGAAGAAAGAAGCAGUGUUGCAUGUACAAUCUUUUCCUGAGUCACACACAGGAGAAAAUAUUUGUAAUACAUUCAAUACGAUGUUGGAGAACUGGAAUAUAGAGAAGACAUCUGUUCACCUUGUUGUACGAGACAAUGCGUCAAACAUGGUGAAAGCAUUUAGAGAUGGUGGUUACUCAGACUUAGGUUGCUUCGCCCACACCCUACAAUUAGUUAUACACGAUGCUGUAUUUUCUCAAAG